AUGGCGAGCACGAGCACAGCAACAAGCGGCAGCGGCAACGGUCAACAGAACCUCACCGUAGGGGGAUCGAAGCUAUCCCAGCAACAACAGCAACAGCAACAACAGCAGGCGCCGCUUGUCGCACAGGGCGAUUGGACGAAGAACUUGGUCCACUUGGCGAAGACUGCAGAAUUGAAAAAACAUGCGCUGAGCUUACAGCUCGCAACCGCACAUGCCCUGUCCGCACACGCGACUCUCGACCAGAAGCUGCAAGCGAUCCAGGACAUCAAAGAACAGAAGAACAAAUUAGAGAGCGAGCGCGAACGAUUAUUGAAAUGUCUUCGAGAGGCGGACAUGAUGGAGGCCCAGAUCAACAGCGAAUGCACAGAACUGCGGAGCCGCAUUCAACAGAUCACGGACGGCGAGUACGCGAUCGCCAAGCGGGACGUCGACGCGCUGCGCGGUGAACUGGGACAGCCGCCACUCCCAAGCCUCCAAGCCACGCUCGAGGAGAAAUCUGCGCAGUACCUCGCUGAGCGCCGCAUGAGCUCUGAGCUAGGGCAGAAGCGCCCUGCAGACGAGAUGCUGCUGGGCGGGGGCGGCGACAUACAGCCCACACCCGGUAAGCGCCCGCGCGGGCGCCCACGGGGCAGCAAAAAUCGGAGUGCAGCAAUACGUGUGGGGACGACACCUGCGCCGGGCGCUCCAGGGGACGCGAAAUGA
Heterobasidion irregulare TC 32-1 is the source of this 702-nucleotide messenger RNA. RefSeq lists its product as uncharacterized. NCBI's taxonomy places the organism in Eukaryota, Fungi, Basidiomycota, Agaricomycetes, Russulales, Bondarzewiaceae. Gene Ontology annotation, biological process: regulation of DNA-templated transcription. The coding region runs from base 1 to 702 and encodes 233 amino acids. The record is from RefSeq and is a predicted model, not a curated record. The transcript has 7 exons.